Messenger RNA from Fusarium venenatum, 3243 nucleotides. NCBI's taxonomy places the organism in Eukaryota, Fungi, Ascomycota, Sordariomycetes, Hypocreales, Nectriaceae. The record is from RefSeq and is a predicted model, not a curated record.
AUGACUGUGACAACGUCUCUGUUUUCGGAGCUGAAAGCUCACCUCGCGGACACCAAAACCAAGACUUAUGCACCUGAUGCACCAGACUUUAAGCAAAUUGAGCAAUGUUUUGUUGAGAAACCUGUCCAAACUCUUGGUGUGGUCAGACCUCAGAACGGGGAUGAAGUCGCAUCAGUGGUCCGUUUCUGUUUAGAACGUAACGUCGAGUUUACUAUACGUGGAGGAGGCCAUGAUUGCGCUAGUCGAACAUUGGUCGAUGGGGCACUGGUUGUAGACAUGCGAGAUAUCAAACACGUCGUCGUGGCUCAAGACCAGAAAAGCGCAAGAGUUGGUGGGGGUAUUCUCAGUGGUGACUUGGCCAAGGCUUUGGGCAAGGAUAAGUUGGCGGCGCCCACCGGCACAGUUGCAAGUGUAGGAUACACCGGAUGGGCGACUCUUGGUGGCUAUGGCCCCUUGACAUCGCAUUAUGGUCUCGGCGUUGACCAGAUCAUCGGGGCCAAGAUCGUAAACGCUCAUGGAGAAUACGAGGAUGCGAACGAAGAACUGCUUGUUGGUAUCCGAGGCGGUGGCGGAUCACUCGGCAUAAUCGUUGAACUGUCCGUCAAAGUUUAUCCCAUUGACAAGGUGAGUAUCGUAACCCUCAUGCCAGCCUCUCGCUUACCUCGGAAGAUUCUCUCAUCUACUAUCGUCUACGACUCAACCGACCUAUCCGCCGCUCUUGCCUCCUACACCCAACACUAUGAAAGACUCCUCGAGUCAGAACAGCUCCCCGUGUACCUUCAGCUCCAGCCCAUGAUUGCCCAAAUGCCAGGCCAGCCUGCAGGUCUGAUGAUCAUCGCGACUUGGCACGGCGAAGACAAAGACGAAGGCCGCUCUUGGAUCAAAAACAUCGCCGGAGCAGCGACCUGCAUUAUGGAAAACACGCAGGAGAUCUCACUCGCGGAAAUGCUUGAGAAUAAUGAAAAGCUCGUAACGUGGCCAUCUUACGGUCGAGUCUAUACCCUUAACGUUAAGAGAAUGACAGAGGAUGCCGUUAAAAUUGUUGGAAAGCAUUGUAUCAAUGCUCCAGGCGGAAGUCUCAUCUUCUCGUAUCAUACACUGCUCUCAGGACAAGAGCCAGAACAGAAGUCUGUUUUUGGAACACGGGCACGCCAUCAUAUGCUUGAGAUCUACGCUAUUCUUGUAGACAAGGGUAUCGCAGAAGAGCGGGUUCAGUGGGCUGCCGAGGUCAAGGCUAAUCUUCAGGCAGAAGACGCUGAUAAUAUUCUGGAGGGCUGGGUGACCAGUUGCGAAACUUGCAAGGCUGUAUGGCAACGACUGACGAGUGGCGAUACAUUUAAGCACACAAUCAACCUUGGAAGUUACAAGGAUGCACUCCCUGCACAAUGUCCUCAUUUCAAACCGAUAGUGGAAGCACUCUACGAAUACAGUAAAGACGAAAACGGAAAUGCUAUGUCCAGAGAGGUUCGGAUCGAAUUCGGUACCCAAGGAUACACUAUCGAUCUUGAUGAGACUGUCGAUCAUUGUGGAUACCGCUGGACUCUUGCUCUAGUUGAGGAAGAUUCUGCCCCUCAUCAUCCUGGUCGUCCAGUUGAUGCCAGCGUUCUCGCCAUGCUUCAAGAACCAGAUGCUCUAGAAAGCCCUACCCUCUCAGGAUAUGUUUCCCCCAUUAUACGAAACGCCAUUUUCUUGACCGCGGCCAUUGGGGAAAGCUAUCUCUGGGCAGAUGCAAUAUGUAUUACCUACGAAGAUCGAGAAUCAACUGCUCAGCAACUGACAUUAAUGGGUGCCAUCUACGCCAACGCAACCGUCACGAUCAUAGCAGCUGAUGGUGAUUCCCUCACCGGCCUGGCAGGUAUCAAGGGUCUCUCAGCUGCACGGCAACUCAAACAGGGCAUCAUUCCGUUUGGUGACCAAAAUCUGCUGAGAAAAGACAACUUUGGGCUGGAAGCUGAAUAUUGGCUACCUUACUACGAAAGAGGCUGGGUAUACCAGGAAAUGAGGAUGUCCGCUCGAAAGAUAGUCUUUCACGGUCAGCAGCUACACUGGAUGUGUCAAUGUGCUGUCUGGCAUGAAGAAUCGGCACAGAAACGCCAAAUUGAAAAGGGCCCAUACAGUCUGGUAACAAUAGACUCAUCCAUGAGGAUUCUCUUUUCUGGGUUCUUUGACUGGUCUAUAUUCAGCCUGCUUGUAUCACGGUACAACGACAUGACAUUUCGAUACGAUGAGGAUGCUCUCCCUGCAAUAUCAGGAUUCUUUUCUGUUCUCAGUCGACGCUUUAAAGGUGGCUUCUUGUACGGAAUACCAGAAAUGAUGUUUGAGCGUGGACUUGGUUGGAAACCGUGGCUUGACUCCAUAAACCUUGAAAGACGCAUUCAAUCAUCCAGGCCUCAGGAAAUCCAGCUCAAACCUUCUGGUCUUCCUUCCUGGUCAUGGAUAGGGUGGAGCGGCAGUGUGGAUCCAGGAUAUAAUGAAGCAACAUUGCUGGCAAGAGGUUAUGAUGAACUAGAAGAAACAACGCCCAUCACUGAAUGGUACACUAGCCACUCGCCAACAGAUCCGCCUCAGCUGCGGCGAAGGAUAAGGUCAACAUGGUAUGAGGACCGGAACAGCUACAAGGACUUUACCAAGCCGCUACUGCCAGGAUGGACACGCCACAGAGCUCCAGACAAGUCAACGUGGAAUGACGGGCCUCAUUUGUUCCCAGAUGGAUGCAAUGAAUACGUUUUUAGACAUGAGGAUAUGCCAGUUGAUGAGUCGGAUGUGGAGGAAGGACAGGCAUGGUAUUAUCCUUUUCCUGUUAUUGAGGUGACUGAAUCAACAUUGCCCGAUAUGCCUGAGCAGACAGAUUAUCUGUUUUGUGAGACGAAGAAGGCUCAACUACAGGGGAUUCAAAAAAGGGGAGAACGGAAAGAUGCCUUGCUCUAUAAUAACCAGGAACAGGAGGUUGGGUUCCUCAAUUUAGUCAACGAUGACUACGUGGCUCGCUUCCCUAAGACAAGGACUGAUGGAGAGGGAGGUCUUCAGGUAGAUCUGGUGGCUGUAUGUAAAGUUAGGACAUACGGCAGGACUCAGGAUGAAGUCACCGAGAUCUGGGACAAGACGUUAACCACGAAGGAUACGUAUCUGGUUUUAUGGGUGGAGUGGAUAGGUGGGAUUGCAUAUCGUCUUGCUAGUGGACAUGUACAGGUCGACAAGUGGGAUGAGUUGGAUUUGGAAUCUAUCUCUUUGAUUCUAGGAUAG